UGCGGUUUGACAUCGAACACAUGUGGGUAAUCAGGGGUUGUGAACUUUGACCUACCACCAUUUUGAUUAGUGCGACGAGAGUAAGACGAUCAUCCCCGCUCAUCUGACGUGAUUUCUAAGAUACGUCGAGAACUUCUACGUUUGGUCGCUGUAAAUAGCAACAGCUGUUCUCAAGUUGAAGAACCACCAGCUGAAUACCCUUAGAGUGCUAGACCGAGUGAGGCACCACAGAGGACCAGACAACAGACAUUGAGAGAAGAUCCAUGCAGUGUCAACUCUGACAAGACCUUGGCCUCACCACACGUCCAUGUGCAGACCUCUACAGUAGAGAUGGAAAGGUAUGAGGAACAAUAUGGUACGGGUACACCGUACAUAUGUCAGCUCUGCGGGUACUGGCAAGCUGAAAAAAGUGGGAGGUCUGCCUUCGUCAGACAUUUGGGAACAGGCAAAACACAACACAAGUGUGCUCAGUGUGACUUCUCCACAGCAUAUAAAUGCGAGUUCAGCAUACACAUGCUCCAACACACUGGUGGGAAACCGUUUGAAUGUAAGAAAUGUGGAUACAUAACAACUAGUAGGUCUCACUUCAAACAACACUCGUCAAGAAGUCAUAUUAUGAAGUGUGAUGAAUGUGAUUUUUCCACAUCUGAGAAAUUGAAGUUACAGGAACACAAGCGCAAGCACUAUGGCGAGAAACAGUUUGUGUGUAAGAAGUGUGGCCAUGAAGCAACUGACCUCGAAAAGCACAUGCAGAAAUGCUCGGGGGAAAAGCCUGAUGAGUGCGAUCGUAGUGAUUUUUCCUCAGCAGAUAACAGCAACUUAACCGAACACAACCUCAUACACACUGGUGAAAAACCCUUCAAGUGUGAUGAGUGCGACUUUACUGCAAAUGGUAAGUUUCUCCUCACACUACAUCUAAAGACACACAGGAAACAAAGAGUGCAGACAGAAGCUAGGUUUGAUCCCACGCUACAUUACAGAAAACAGAGAGGUGGAAAACCUUUCUGCUGUGAUCAGUGUGAUUUUUCCUGCGCGAGGAAAUGCAACUUACUUCAGCACUUACUCAAACACACUUGGGAGGAACCCAUGAUAUGCGAGCAGUGCGCGUAUGAAACUGUUGAUAGAUUUGACUUUGCACGCCAUAUGAAGGAACACGAUAAAGCACUUUACAGGUGUGAUGUUGAUAAGUGUGACUUUUCUACAGCAGAGAAAGACGACUUUGAGAGACACUUGCUUGAACAUGCGGACGAGACACCUUACAAGUGUGAGGAGUGUGGUUAUGAGACUGCCUCUAGGUCUGACCUCAUAUGUCAUACAAGGAAGCAUAGAAGAAAAGACACUUUCAAUUGUGAUCAGUGUGACUUUUCUACAGAAGGGAAAGACAAUUUAAUCCAACACAUGCUUCAACACACUGCUGAGAAAAGUGUUGAUAGCUUUGACCCCUCGCAACAUGGAACAGAACACAACAAACAAACCUUCAAUUGUCAUAAAUGUGAUUUUUCCACAACUCACAAACAAAGUUUAAAGAGACACUUGCUUAAAGUUAGACAUCCUGCUGAGAAACAUACUGUAAGGAAUGAAAAAAGAGAGACACAAAAACAUGACAAACAGACUUUCCAUUGUCAUGAAUGUGGUUUUUCCACACAUCACAAAGGGUUGUUUGACAGACACAAGGUCAAGCACAAGACCAAGACACAUUACACGUGUAAUGUAUGUGGCUACAAGACGACUGCAAGGUCGGACUUCUCACAACAUUUCAAGACUCAUACAGGGUUGAAGAUUUACUGGUGUAGCCAGUGUGGGUUUUCUUCAACAGAUAAAGACAGCUUAGAACGGCACGUGCUUAGACAUUCUCGCGAGAAACAUCUGUACGGGUGUGAGCAGUGCGGGUAUGAGACAACUAAAAGUCAUGAACUCGCACGACAUACAUGUGCUUUCAACUGUGAUCUGUGUGACUUUUCUACUGCUCGGAAAUUCACUUUAGCUCGACACAAGCUCAACCACAAUGGUGAUGCACCUCACAAGUGUCAGAAGUGCGGUUAUGGGGCCUCUUCUAGGUUUGGUCUAUCAAAACAUUUGAGUAAACAUCAUCAUACAGGGGAGAAACCGCACAAGUGUGGUCAGUGUGAUUUCUCCACUGAACGGAAAUGCAACCUAGUCCAGCACAUGGCCAUGCAUCGUGGUGAGAAGUAUGUUUGUGAGAAGUGUGGAUAUGAGACAACUCACCGUUUUAAGCUCGCACAACACAUGAAGAUACACUCGGACGAAAAACCUUUCAACUGUGAUGAGUGUGACUUUUCUACAAGGUGGAAAAGUUGUUUAGAUCUACACAAGCGCAAACACACUGGUAACGCACCGUACAAGUGUGAUAAGUGCGGGUAUGGGGCUGUUUCUAGGUCUUUGCUUUUGAAACAUUUGAGGACACAUCAUCAUGAUUCAAAGAAAAAACCUUUCAGAUGUGCCCGCUGUGACUUUUCCACAGCGCGGAAGUGCAACUUAGUCCAACACAUGGCUGUGCACGAUGGUGGGGAAAGCUCAGAUUCCGAUCUCUCAGAUUCCGAUACAUCUGAAGCAACAAGUGAAGAUCUGGUGGAAAACCAGUGCGAGCCUUCUCCUACUAUUGGUAUAUCUAAUACUACAACAUGUGUAUCCAAUACUACCACAUGUACAUUCAAUACGACUAGUACAUGUGCAUCCAAAUGUGAUGUAGACAGAGGCUUGCUGCAAUUUGAUUUGGAUGAUCCCCUCAACUUUUACACAUAACAUGUGGAAUUAUGGAGUUUAUGAUAUGAUUAUCACAGUGUAGUAGUUGCUAACAUGGUUUCAGACUAACCGUUGUAACAGUACAAAGUUAUGAAAUGUUAUGGCACAAUAUAUGUUUAUUCAAUAGGUCACAAUGCAGGAACGUGUGUUUGUAGAGGCUAUUUGUAGAAGUCAAUAGAGAUUGUACCUUAGACUUAGUUUUAUUGAUCUAUUUGUGCAAACUAUUUUUAUCCUAACAAGUUAAGGUAUCCCUGCAAGUACUCCUUUUUAUUCUAACGAUACAAGGCCAUUGGAUCAGCUAAUAACCAUGGUGGUAAUGAGCUAUUUAGACACAAAUCUCUUAGAUUGAGAGUAAUCUGGUCUCCAAUAUAGGUUUUCAAUGACUAGCAAUAGCUAAGGUGUAUCUUACUUAGGACAAGCAUUCAUUGUAUGCAUACACGAUGACUUUUGUAUGUCAUUAGUACUGUAGAGAAUAGCUAAGUAUCAACUAAAACGAUAUUCAUGUUACUUAAAGGUAGUAGUGCACAUAUUCAGGUAGAAUUUUUAUUCAUGUAAUUUUUUUUUACCACAAUUUGUUUUAGCCAAUAGAUAGAAUUGACUAUUGAACAUAGAAUUUGAUUUUUAUUCAUUUUGCAUCUCCUGUUUUUUUCUUUAGUGUUACUUUAGUUGUAUACAUGUACAGGUAGAAUUCUCAAUAUGUAUUGUCAUAGCUGAUAUAUAAACGAUUAUUAAAAAUAGAAUUAGGUUA
Molecule: messenger RNA, 3511 nt
Organism: Branchiostoma floridae (Florida lancelet)
Lineage: Eukaryota; Metazoa; Chordata; Leptocardii; Amphioxiformes; Branchiostomatidae
Product: zinc finger protein 845-like
Exons: 3
Coding region: 331-2763 (810 amino acids)
Biological process (GO): regulation of transcription by RNA polymerase II
Cellular component (GO): nucleus
Molecular function (GO): DNA-binding transcription factor activity, RNA polymerase II-specific; RNA polymerase II transcription regulatory region sequence-specific DNA binding
Source: RefSeq, a predicted model, not a curated record